UUCAAGUUUUAAAUUUUAAGAAAAAUUUCAAUUUUAUUUGAUUUAAAAAUUUAAUUGUAAUGUUUUUUUUUCAUCAUCUAACAAUGGCUAUGGCUAUGCAAAACAAACGGGCCAAUCUACGUCUUCCGCCUGAAGUGAAUCGAAUUCUUUAUGUUCGUAAUCUUCCAUACAAAAUUACAUCAGAUGAAAUGUAUGAUAUAUUCGGUAAAUAUGGUGCCAUACGACAAAUUCGUGUUGGCAAUACACCCGAGACAAAAGGAACUGCAUUUGUCGUAUAUGAAGAUAUAUUUGAUGCAAAAAAUGCUUGCGAUCAUCUAUCAGGAUUCAAUGUUUGUAAUCGAUAUUUAGUCGUACUUUAUUAUCAACCAAAUAAAGCAUUCAAAAAAUUGGAUGUCGAUAAAAAAGAAGCCGAAUUGGAUCAACUAAAGAAACGAUACAAUAUCUAAACGACAACAUAUGAUAUAUUAUUCCAUUUAAAUGGAAUCUUUUUUUUAUUCGUUUGUAAAUAAUAUCAACAAAAAUUCAUUUUUAAUAAAAUUAA
This is a messenger RNA of Dermatophagoides farinae (American house dust mite), 541 nucleotides long. It is a transcript of the gene Sf3b6, whose product is annotated as splicing factor 3b subunit 6. The record is from RefSeq and is a predicted model, not a curated record. Gene Ontology annotation, cellular component: cytoplasm; nucleus. Gene Ontology annotation, molecular function: mRNA binding. NCBI's taxonomy places the organism in Eukaryota, Metazoa, Arthropoda, Arachnida, Sarcoptiformes, Pyroglyphidae.